Messenger RNA from Mesocricetus auratus (golden hamster), 701 nucleotides. RefSeq names its product small proline-rich protein 2D. The record is from RefSeq and is a predicted model, not a curated record. NCBI's taxonomy places the organism in Eukaryota, Metazoa, Chordata, Mammalia, Rodentia, Cricetidae. The transcript has 2 exons. Bases 76 to 330 code for a protein of 84 amino acids. Gene Ontology annotation, cellular component: cornified envelope.
GGCUGCCUGACUGCAGACUCCUGGUACUCAAGUGCUGGACUACUUUGGAGAACCUGAUCCUGAGACUUUAGCACGAUGUCUUACCAACAGCAGCAGUGCAAGCAGCCUUGCCAGCCUCCUCCUGUGUGCCCACCCCCAAAGUGCCCAGAGCCUUGUCCUCCUCCACAGUGCACAGAGCCUUGUCCUCCUCCAAAGUGCCCAGAGCCUUGUCCUCCUCCACAGUGCCCAGAGCCUAGUCCUUCCCCAAAGUUCCCAGAGCCUUGUCCUCCUCAGUCAUGCCAGCAGAAAUGCCCUCCUGUGCAACCUCCUCCACCCUGCCAGCAGAAGUGACUAACCAAAAGCAAGUGAGUGCUUCUACAGUCAUGAGGACCAAGAAAAGAUAUGGAAAUCUACCUCUUAUAUUUCCAUAGAAACAUUAGCUUCUUCCCUUCAAAACCUGUCGUGGAUGCAGAAGAAUCUUCUCCACCCUUCACCUCCAUGUUUCUGUGGUCACUUGAUGGGGAAGGCAUUCCCCUGAGCUUGUGCUGCUUCUGCUGAUUGGGGCUGCUGAGAAUGAUCCUUCCUCUCUGCUUCAGAGUCCCAGAUGCUCAAAGUGAAGAGCAGCAGCUUUCCACCCUGUGCACUCAGAGAAUGUGUCCAUAGCUGUCAAUCACCUUGGGCUGGGUGGUUUUCACUGUGAUAUCAUUUCCUGAAUAAAGAGC